Molecule: messenger RNA, 3544 nt
Organism: Macrosteles quadrilineatus (aster leafhopper)
Lineage: Eukaryota; Metazoa; Arthropoda; Insecta; Hemiptera; Cicadellidae
Product: zinc finger CCCH domain-containing protein 4-like
Exons: 13
Coding region: 206-3166 (986 amino acids)
Biological process (GO): negative regulation of DNA-templated transcription
Cellular component (GO): nucleus
Molecular function (GO): RNA binding; metal ion binding
Source: RefSeq, a predicted model, not a curated record
GCCCGAGACGACAAGUCAAAGAACUACAACCAACCGCGUCCGCAUUUUGCCACUUCACUCCAACUGCCUUGCAAAGUGAUUGUUAACGUGUAACUUUAUACUAACAAAUAUUGCAAAGUUGUGUCGUAAAUUUUAUGAGUAAAAUUACGCUGUUUUUAAAGCAUGCAUAGCUGACAAAUAAAGUAGGGAACAUUUUUAGCUUCAAAUGGAUAUUAGUGCUGAACUUCUCAAUGAAGAAGAUAUUGAAGAUGGAGAGAUUUUUGAAGAGGAGGAGCCUGGUGAAGCUAAAAGUUCACCUACACCGAUUCCGGCAGAAAAAUUGAAGCCUAUCGUUCAGCCUGCAGAAGUGGUUUCUCCCGUGAUUAAGAAACCAGAAGAGGUUGUCAAGAACCACAAAGUCUUUGAGAAUGAAAAACCCCCUCGGGAACAGAAUGUUCCGUUCUUCAAUAGAGGAAAGAGGAAACACUUUGAAGAUGAAGAGGAAAAUCGUUGGAAAAGAGAUGGAAAGAGGAAUCGAAGGAGCCAUGACCUGGAGCGGGAUGGAGAGAUGGGAAAGACUAGGCAUGAAGGGGAAGGUGGUGAAGACGACGAAGAAAUGAUGUUUGUACGAGGAGCUUCACCACACCGAGACGAGGACAUGGAGAAGUGCGAGAGAGAUGGUGAGGAUGAUGAAAGAGGAGACAUCCCUCGUAGGCCGAGGACCUUCAGAGGGAGAGGGGGAGGGAUAAGGAGGGGGGACAGACAAAGAGGUCGUGGAAGGGGUGGUAGAGGAAGUCUUCGAGGUAACCAGAGAAAGAGGGAAGAAAUGGAGAUGUGUCACUUUUUCCUGCAAGGAAAAUGCCAUAGAGGUUCAGACUGCCCCUACGCUCAUGAGAUCCGACCACCACGGAAGACAGAACUCUGCAAGUUCUACAUGAAAGAUUGCUGUGCCAAAAAAGAAAAGUGUUUGUACAUGCACAGCGAAUUCCCGUGUAGAUUCUAUCAUACUGGACUCAAAUGUUACGCCAAGAAAAAGUGCAAGUUCAGCCAUGGACCGCUCACCGACCAGUUGACUAAGAUUUUGGCCAACCAUCUGGAGUGUGCUCCGAAAGAUAUCCUGGGAGAUUUCCCACGCAGAGACAGAGAGAGGGAAAUGCGGGACGGUCGUGGAGACCUGCGGGACAUGAGACACGAUGGACACGACCCACGGGACCGUGACAUGCGGGAUAUGAGAGACAUGAGAGAUAUGCGAGACAUGAGAGAUGGAAGAGAAAUGAGAGAUGGAAGAGAAAUGAGAGAUGGAAGGGAAAUGAGAGAUGGAAGAGAAAUAAGAGAUAUGCGAGACAUGAGGGACAUGCGAGACAUACGGGGAGACUUCAUGAGAGGAAAGGGGGACAGAGAUAGGAAGAUACCUUCACUGUUUGACAUCAAAGUCACCAUUCCAGAAGAUAUAAGGAACUCAGAUGGAAACCACACUCCUAUGCCAUCACCCACUCAACGGAGUCAAGAUUCCACUAGGUCUAGUGAACGAGACAGAGAAAUAUUCUCACCUCACAAGCAGGAUAGAGAACGGGAAAGGGAUAAGGAACGAGAUCCUGAUAAACACAAACAUGACAAACAUGAAAAGCAUGAAAAAUCAGAAAAGACAGAAAAGUCAAAGGAGGAAAGGAAAGAAGAGAGAAAAGAAAGGAAAGCCAAGAGAGAGAAGGCAAGAGAACACAGAAAAGAGCGGCGGGAAAGAAAGGAAAGAGAAAAAGUGAAGAAAAGAGAGCGUCACGAUUCCAUGGGUGAAAAUAGUGAACAAGACCAACAUAGUAUUCAGAAAGUGUCAGAAAUCAUGUCUCCAAAUCAAUCUGAUGCCGACAGAAGAAGCAGCAUUGAAGGUCCCAUAAUGAUGCCAACCGAGAAACAACCUGAAGACUCUGACAAACGAUCUGUAUUUGCAUCCGUAGCGGACGACAAUGGACACACCCUUCAACAUCUUCCGAAGAAGCAGCGGGAACUGUUCCUGAGGAUACAACAACAGCAAAGGGAGGCGGAGAGUAGUCAGGCGAGCGCAAAUGACGAGGAUGAUGAAGAUAAUAAAAUGGCAGAGGAGAAUUGGUACUCGAGUGAUGAAGAGACACCCAGUAGUGCCAACCCCCCAGCUACCACUGCUAGUAUGAACCCUCUGUCUUCUAUUUUACAAGGCCUCACUACAGGGGCCAGCAGUAGUGCCACUACGACCAAAGCCACAACUACCAGCUCUACAGUUGGCGAUCCUGUCUCUCUCCUCAACAUGCUGGCUUCUGCGUCAGCUGCGGCAAAACCACUUGAUGUUCCCAACCCUCCAGCCCCUACUGUGUCAUUCAUACCUCCGCAGUUGGACUUUUCAAACAUGCAGUCGGUGAUCGAAGCACUUACUAACCUACAGAAGAUGAGCUCAGCUCAGAAACAAGCUGAACAACAACAACAACAACAACCCUCAACACCAACAUCUACAGAACCUGUGGUUGAGACAGUCAGACAUGAUGAACCUGCCAAACCGGAACCGGCCAGGGUGAGAGAUCCUAGGCUGUCCAGGCUGGAGGGAGGAGAUGUGGACUUGAGACAGAAGGUGAGACCACCACGGGUGGAGUCUCCGCAGCAAGAUGUGGAUCUCCGCAGUCUGCCAUUCAAGCCUGUGCAGCACACUGCAGCAAGUGAGAUUGAUGCAUCUCUAGCCUCUCACUCUGCGAUCACUUGGAAUCUGGUUCCUGCUGACAUCAUCAAGGCAGACUACACAAACUUGCAGAUCCAACCGAGGCCUGGAGUUAACGACCCACGCCUCCGCAGGAUCGCUCGUCCCCCCACAGAUGACCUAGGUCUUCCCCGCGACCCCCGCCAGAGACUGAUGGAUGACCCCGUGCCGGCCCCUGCGCCAGUGAGGGACCCACGUGCCCGUGGCCCACUGCUGGCCACCCCUGCCAUGCCUCCACUUGGGCCUCCCCCCACUCCUCGGUAUGAUGAGGACCACCGGCCACAGUUCUACCGUAUGGACAGUGACAUGCGUCAGUUCCCCCCACCCACUCCUCGGAUGGAUGAAGAAGUCUACACACCGGGUCCGAGCCGUCCUGUCGACCCCCGUCGCAAACAGUUCGCCCCCCGCCCUGACGACAUAGACCUACGCCCAAUAGCGCAAAGAGUUCCUUUUGUCAAUUUCAAAUGAACUUGAAACUGCCACUUUGGACUUUAAAGUAUUCUCAGUGCUGUGGAUAUUCCAAAGCUGUAUUUUCAUCAGUAUCAUCUGUGGAGGUUAUAUCUUGUUUAGUUUAUCUAUUCUUUGUCUAAUGUUAAUUUAUUUAGCUCAUUUAAAUUUAAAACGAUGGUUAUACUAAGCCAUGUAAAAAGCUCACUGUAUUCAUGUAUUAUAAUUUUCCUAUAGUUAUGUUUUAAUUUAAUCUGUAUAUAUGGAUGAAUAAAUGUACAUAAUAAUUUUAAUGUAUAAUGACUGGAGACUGUAUACACAUGUUACCUUGCUUGCUGGAACGCUAUGGUACUGUAUAUGUAAGUUUUUAUACAUAAUUAAAUAUUUUUAUUUCAUAAA